Rodentolepis nana is the source of this 441-nucleotide messenger RNA. The record is from the annotation of a GenBank genome assembly. NCBI's taxonomy places the organism in Eukaryota, Metazoa, Platyhelminthes, Cestoda, Cyclophyllidea, Hymenolepididae.
GCAGCAUUUACGGUGGAUCGAUAUUUGAUGAUAUGCCAUCCUUUCAUAGCUAAACGCUGGUGUACUCUACGCAGGAGUAAAAUGGUGAUCGUAUCAAUAUUCUUCAUCAGCUUCUGUUACACCCUACCCCGAUUUUAUGAGUAUGAAUAUUACACAAACACUCGAGUAAUUGGCGACGCUGUGCCUACUCAUUGGUACAGACUAUCGCACAUGGGCGUAUCGGACUCCUUUCGGCUUGGCUAUCAUCUUUGGGCCUGGUGUAUCUUCGUUAUUGUCCUCCCAUCCCUCGUGAUUGCCAUUCUCAAUAUAUUCCUUGUCAGGGAAAUUAAUCGCUCCAUUGAAAGAAUGCGAUUUGAACAAGGUGUUAAGACCAGGCGGCACGAGACUGAUGUCAUGUUAAUCGGUGUCAUUGUCAUCUUCUUCGUUUGUCAGGUGAGUUAA